GUCAUUCCAAACAUGGCUGCCUCCAUGCGCUAACGCGAGCAAGCUGCCAGUCCAACAGCAGCAAACCGGCUGUCAGCUGUUUAUCGUCUACGUUGCUUGUACAGUAAAACUCUUAACACUUAAGAAACAGUGUCUACGUAGUGGAAAUAUCGCAGACUGAACCUUUAUGUUAGUGCGGAGUGCUCGACUGUGCCACCUCAUCUCCCAUCCUUCCUUCAACAGUUCAGCCAGAAAGAGUUUUUGGUGGAGUGUUGGUGCUGCUGCCAGCAGGAAACUAAGAUCUAUGGACCCUGGGGGUCCCACCGUCAAGCCCUCCCUCCCACCUGCUGAUUCUUCAGCAGCUGGCAUGAGUUCUGAUGCAACAGGCAGCCAGGAGGAAACACCUCAGGUGGAACUGUUGCCUGGAGAGACAGUGGUCAGAGAAGGAAAGGCGGCCAUCUUGUUUCCUAAUGCUAAUGAGGUGUUUUACAACCCAGUUCAGGAGUUUAACAGAGAUUUAACAUGUGCAGUUAUCACAGAGUUUGCGAGAGAUCUGUUCGCUCAGCGUGGGUUGAAGGUGGUGGUGCCUGGAGAGAAGGAGAGGGUGGUGGUUUCUCUGUCAGAGGAGACGAAUGAGACCGACGUACAGGCUGAGGACAAAAAUGGUGCAGAGGAGCCCAAAGUUGCUGCAACAGUAGGGGAGAAGUAUGAGCAAGGUCUUCGUGUUCUGGAGGGCCUGGCAGCAUCUGGUUUGCGCUCGGUGCGUUUUGCUCUUGAGGUUCCCGGUCUGCACAGCGUCACUGCCAAUGAUUUCUCCUCCAAGGCGGCAGCCCUGAUUGCAAGGAAUGCUCAGUACAACAGAGUCAACCACCUGCUCCAUGCUAGCUGCAGAGAUGCUAGCAUGCUGAUGUAUGAGAAGCGAGGGAAGAAGGAGCGAUAUGAUGUCAUUGAUCUGGACCCCUAUGGUAGCCCCGCCUCGUUCCUGGAUGCUGCUGUGCAGGCUGUCGGUGAAGGAGGUCUGUUGUGUGUAACAUGUACAGACAUGGCUGUGAUGGCAGGAAAUAGUGGAGAAACUUGCUACAGCAAAUAUGGCUCAGUCUCCAUCAAAGCCAAAUACUGUCAUGAGAUGGCUCUUCGUACCAUCCUCCACAGUUUGGACCAGCGCGCGGGUGUCUACCAGCGAUACAUCCAGCCCCUGCUAUCUAUCAGUGCCGACUUCUACAUUCGGGUCUUUGUACGCGUCUUCACAGGACAGGCUAUAGUCAAAAACUCAGCCAGUAAGCAGGCUCUGGUCUACAAUUGUGUCGGCUGUGGGUCUUUCCACUUGCAGAGAAUGGGCAGGAGAACAAGCAAUGGAAAACAUAUGAAGUACUCUGCUGCCACAGGACCCCCAGUUGGACCCGAGUGUGAGCACUGUGGACAGAGACAUCAGCUGGGUGGUCCCAUCUGGGCUGAGCCCAUACACGACUUGUCGUUUGUCCAGAAGGUUUUGUCUGCAGUGUCAGGGAACCCUUCCAGGUUUGGGACAUCCAAACGAAUAGAAGGCAUGCUCAGCAUGGUGACUGAGGAAUUGGAAGAUGUGCCUCUUUACUACACUGUGGACAAUCUGAGCAGCACAAUAAAAUGUAAUACUCCAUCACUGCUCCAGUUUAGGUCUGCUCUCCUUCAUGCCGGCCACAGGGUUUCCCUUUCUCAUGCCUGUAAAAACGCAGUUAAAACAGAUGCUCCUCCUGCAGCCAUCUGGGACAUCAUGCGAUGCUGGGAGAAAACCAACCCUGUGAAGAGGGAGAAACUGUCUCCGACAAGUCCUGCAUUCAAGAUCCUCUCUACCGAACCCUGCUUGGAGGCCUGUUUCACUGUGAGGGGGGAUGCCAACCCUCAGUCCCGUAAACGCCAUUUGACCAGGUUCCAGGAGAAUCCUCAGGCCUUCUGGGGACCGAAAGCCCGUGCCAAAGCUGGUGGGGGCAUCGCAACUGACCUGCAAGACAAGAGGAAGAAGUGCCAGAACAAGAGAAGGAACCAGAUCACAGACUCCUCCGAGUUGAAGAACUUUCCCUGCAAGAGGUUCAAACAGGGAACAUGCACUCAUGGAGACAAAUGCUGCUACUCCCAUGACGCAGAGCAGACAAGUGAAGAGAAAAUGGAUUGAUUCUCUCAUUGAGUUUUGCUUUUAAGUAAUUUUCUUUCUGCAUUUUGAAUGGCCCAGUUCAGCCUGACUCUGCUAUCAGAUUGUAAUGCAAGAGAACAACAAGAACCUGUAUGUAAAUAAUAUUUCUGUUUUAUGCUUUUUUUUUCUUUUCAACUGUUGUCAACUCUGCAUACUAAUAAAGUCAUCACUAUGACUUUAAAUACUAAAAAACGUUUAUUUUUAAGCCACCAUG
Molecule: messenger RNA, 2360 nt
Organism: Melanotaenia boesemani (Boeseman's rainbowfish)
Lineage: Eukaryota; Metazoa; Chordata; Actinopteri; Atheriniformes; Melanotaeniidae
Gene: trmt1
Product: tRNA methyltransferase 1
Exons: 16
Coding region: 167-2128 (653 amino acids)
Biological process (GO): tRNA N2-guanine methylation
Cellular component (GO): nucleus
Molecular function (GO): RNA binding; metal ion binding
Source: RefSeq, a predicted model, not a curated record